CCUCUUUAGUGAAUUGUUCUUUGGCUAUGGAGGACUAUUCUGAACGGAUAAAUAACACAUACGAGUAUAAUGCGCAUCAUUUAAUAACAAGCACUGACAAGUUUAGGCAGCGUGGUUGUGAAGAGUAAAAGCCGUUCAAUGGAUAUUAAUAUAGCAUUAAUAAGAGCUAUACAGGAAUUCCCUGUAUUGUUUGAGAAAACGGGUUCGUUUCAACAAAAAAUGGAAGCUUGGAAGGAACUCGCAAAACAAUUUGAUAUGUCAGAGAAAUCUUUAAGAGCGCGUUGGCAUAGCUUACUACGAAACUUCCUUAAAGAUGCAAAAUAUAAAUACGGAGAUGAAAUGUCAUACUUGCUUCCACAUUUGGGUAUCGAACAGAAUUUGACUGGCAUCGAAACAAGAAAAGAAUGGCCAUAUGCAAUAGUCCCAGAAUUUGACAUAGCAGAAGAAGAUAUUAAUAAAAUUUGUGUCAACAAACGGCAAGUACAUGUAGAGGUCGAACACGUGACUAAUAAAGUGGAUGUUGUGGUUAUGAAGAAAGAACCAGUAUUGAAUGAAAUAACUGCAUUACAGUACAAUGAGUCGAAUAAAUCUGAUGGUGAGAAGGAGAAGCUAUUAGCAGUUGAAGUAAUAGAAUUUAAAGAGUCCAUUAAACAUGCAAUCGAUGAUGAAGACUUUCUUAAAUUGAUAGCUUCAGAAAUAAAAAAUAUGGAUGAUGCAAAAAAUGCACAGAUCAAAAAUGAUAUUUUACGUAUUUUGUUUCCUUAAAUAGUGUUUCAUUCUUUUGUAUAAUGGCUAAAUAAAUAAA
Messenger RNA from Teleopsis dalmanni, 805 nucleotides. RefSeq lists its product as uncharacterized. Lineage: Eukaryota; Metazoa; Arthropoda; Insecta; Diptera; Diopsidae. The coding region runs from base 139 to 765 and encodes 208 amino acids. The record is from RefSeq and is a predicted model, not a curated record. The transcript is spliced from 2 exons.